Messenger RNA from Pistacia vera, 1293 nucleotides. RefSeq names its product gamma conglutin 1-like. Gene Ontology annotation, biological process: proteolysis. The record is from RefSeq and is a predicted model, not a curated record. Gene Ontology annotation, molecular function: aspartic-type endopeptidase activity. Lineage: Eukaryota; Viridiplantae; Streptophyta; Magnoliopsida; Sapindales; Anacardiaceae. The coding region runs from base 1 to 1293 and encodes 430 amino acids. The transcript has a single exon.
AUGACUUCUUCUCUUUGUUUUCCUCACUUCUUCUUUUUGAUCUUCUCUUUGGUCAUCCUCACAGCGCAAUCCCGAACAAUUUUGAGGCCAAACAACCUUGUUCUACCGCUGCAAAAAGAUAGCUCAACACAUCUUUUUGUGACCAGCAUCCACAAGAGAACUCCUCUACUACAACUACCCUUUGUUGUGCACUUAAAUGGCCAAUUCCUGUGGGUUAGUUGUAAGCACGACUACUUAUCUUCAACCUACCACGCCCCCUUUUGCCACUCCACUCAAUGCGCCAGAGCCCAAACCUCUUACUGCCACACUUGCGCCUCCGCAGCCAGACCCGGAUGCCACAACAACACAUGUGGGGUCAUGGCUAGGAACCCCAUCACACGCCAAACAGCCAUGGGCGAGCUUGCUCAAGAUGUGCUCUCAAUUCAAUCCUUAAAAGGGUCCAACCCCGGCCCUUUGGUUUCUAUCCCUCAGUUCCUCUUUGCUUGUGCACCUUCCAAACUUCUGCGGAAAGGUUUACCGAAAAAUGUUCAAGGAGUUGCAGGACUAGGCCAUGCGCCAAUCUCUCUACCGACUCAACUUGCCUCACACUUCGGCUUCCCACCAAAAUUCGCCUUGUGUCUUCCUUCAAAAUCAUCGACAAACGGUGUCAUGUUCUUUGGAGACGGGCCUUAUUAUAUGCAUCCAAAUAUUGAUGUUUCACGUUCGUUAAGCUACACCCCUUUGACAAUAAGCCAAGAGGGACAUUACUACAUUCCCGUAACAUCAAUAGAAAUAAACAACAAGCCUGUCCCGAUUGACACAUCCUUGUUAACUUUCAGUCCUCAUGCCGGAACAGGCGGCACAAAGCUCAGUACAGCAAAGCCUUUUACAGUUCUUGAACACUCAAUCUAUCAAUCUUUCACCAAGUUCUUCACCAGCCAGCUCUCCGGGAUACCACAGAUGAAAACUCCUGUGGCGCCAUUUGGAGUGUGUUAUGACACUAAGAAACUAAGCUACUCAAAGAUUGGACCCCAGGUGCCGAACAUAGACCUGGUGCUGCAGAACCAAAACGUGAAGUGGAGAAUCAGUGGAACAAACUCGAUGGUGGAGGUACGACCCGGGGUAACAUGUUUAGCAUUUGUUGAUGGAGGGUUUCGGCCGAGGGCUUCAAUUGUUAUUGGGAGUCAUCAGUUGCAGGACAAUCUUGUGCAGUUUGAUCUGGCUAAGUCGAGGCUUGGGUUUAGCUCCUCGUUGCUGUCUCGGAGGACUAGUUGUGGCAACUUCAACUUCACUACAACUAGUGCAACUCCAUAG